Molecule: messenger RNA, 2108 nt
Organism: Gymnodraco acuticeps
Lineage: Eukaryota; Metazoa; Chordata; Actinopteri; Perciformes; Bathydraconidae
Gene: gpr146
Product: G protein-coupled receptor 146
Exons: 2
Coding region: 325-1326 (333 amino acids)
Biological process (GO): G protein-coupled receptor signaling pathway
Cellular component (GO): membrane
Molecular function (GO): G protein-coupled receptor activity
Source: RefSeq, a predicted model, not a curated record
CGUGUGUACACACUAGUGUAGGCUCAGCAGCACUUUGCAGUAGUAAAGUCUGCAACGGACGGCCCCUUUUCAGAACAAGCCUCGUCCGAAAAGUUGAUAGAUAAACUCAGUCUCCACCGUAAGCCAGUAAAACGGUUCUUUUUAGGCUUUAAGAGCGCGUGGGAAGCUGAAGUGUGUAUUUUAGGAGCGCGUUUGUGAAAUGAAACGACUGAGAAAUGCCAGUGGAAAUGCUACAUCCAAACCCAAUGCCGCCGUAGGUUUGCCACCGAGCCAAAUAUAUACGUUUCUGUGGAUCUGUUGAGCGAAGCGCCCAGAGUCAGAGCGAUGUGGCUCUGCAUGGUUUACAAUGAGACGGACACCAGCGUGGACUUCCGGCUCUGCCAGGACUUCGGCCUCUUCCUGUCCGUGUUCUCCCUCAUCUACCUCCUGGUGUGCUUCCCGUUGGGGCUGUGCUACAACGUGCUGCUUAUCGUGGUCAACCUCUCCAACAAGGUCUCCAUGACCAUGCCGGAUGUUUAUUUCGUCAACAUGGCUAUCGCGGGCCUGGUGCUCAACCUGGUGGCGCCCGUGGAGCUGCUGAACUCCUCCUUCACCCGCUGGCACGCGUGGGAGUACAACAACGAGGUGUACAUCACCCUGCUCAUCCUCUUCAACAUCUCCUCCCUGGUCAUCAUGUACUCCACCACGCUGCUCAGUCUGGACUACUACAUCGAGCGGGCGCUGCCUCGCACGUACAUGUCCAGCGUGUACAACACCAAGCACGUGUGCGGCUUCAUCUGGGGCGGCGCCGUGCUCACCAGCUUCUCCUCGCUGCUCUUCUACGUGUGCAACCACAUCUCCACCAAGAUGGUGGAGUGCUCCAAAAUGCAGAACAAGGAGGCGGCGGACGCCAUCAUGAUGUUCAUCGGCUACGUGGUUCCCGCCGUGGCCGUUUUUUACGCCUUCGUGCUCAUCCUGCGCAUCAGGAAGGAGUCCACGCCCCUGGACCAGGACUCGGCCCGCCUGGACCCCUCCAUCCACAGACUGCUGCUGGCCUCCGUGUGUGUGCAGUUUGUGCUGUGGACGCCGUACUACAUGACCCUGCUGGUACACACUGUGGCCGGAGCACCGGGGUACAUUAGCAACACACAUUACUUACCCACAUAUAACUUUCUGAGAUGCGUGUCCAAGCUGCUGGCGUUCUCCAGCAGCUUUGCGAUGCCUCUCAUGUAUCGACAGAUGAACAAAAACUUUUCUAACAAGCUCCAGCGGCUGCUCAGGAGGCUGCGCUGCAGAACCCAGUCCUGCCCUCCUGAACGCUCCACAGUGCAGCAAGUGGUGACGUGAGACCCCAUCCUGGGAGAUUGUUACCCACGGCCCUCUAACUACCACUUUUUCAAGCUCUUGGCAUAGCCGGCACUUAUCCCCCCCCCCCUAAAGGAGCCAGUAUCUGAUGGAGCUCCCUCGCUGCUCUGGACUGGGUUAAGAGCGACGUAGCUAACUGUGGAAUAUCCUUCACCUUCCAGAACCUGAUCUGCUCAGUUCUGCAGGGAGAGGACAAACAAAGCAAGAACCACUAAGUGCUGUUAUUUGUUGUCACUGAGUGAAGCUCUCCACUAAGACACAUAAGCUUCUAGUUUGAGGGCGGUAAAUUGGCACAUUAACUACCCAGCGCGGUGUUUUCACACAAACAGGCGAGCACUCUGUCAUUGCAGUCUGUGCGGCCUCCUGCAUCGGCUGUGUUAUUAAUAUUCUGAGAACAAGUUUGACCUAUUCCUGAUUUCACUGUAGAGUCACAUUGCCCUUUUAACAUUUAAUCAGCCUGGCUUUCAAGGAGCGAUUCUGUUUUUACCAGUGGAAGUGUCAAAUGUCAUGUCGACUAGUUUUAAUAUGUAAUGCCGAUAUCUGUAAAGCAGAUUUGACAUAGGGCUGUGCGAUUAUGGCAAAAAUCAUAAUCACGAUUAUUUGGGUCAAUAAUUGAUAUCACGAUUAUUUUGACGAUUAUUCAUUGACCAUUUAUUGAACUUUAAAACAAAUAAUAUUUUACCAAUAAACAAGAUCAACAAAUAUGUUGGAGCGCACUUCCAAAACCAUACUAAACAUAUAUUAAUAUGAUAAAUAAAAAUAAA